Salvelinus sp. IW2-2015 is the source of this 4043-nucleotide messenger RNA. The record is from RefSeq and is a predicted model, not a curated record. NCBI's taxonomy places the organism in Eukaryota, Metazoa, Chordata, Actinopteri, Salmoniformes, Salmonidae.
AAAGUUCUUUUUUUGCUCGCUGCUACUGGUCAAGUGACCUAGCUAGCUAUGAAGUUCACCCACACCUUUCGUGCAAGUCAAGACGUGUUUUUCAUUCAAAGUUCCACCCAGGAUGUGCCCAGCAUUGAAGACAGACACAGAGAUACUGAGGACAUCAGAGGAUGCCUAUGAGAGACUCAUCCUGCACCACCUACAGCACUAUGGACUCUUUACAAGCACAGAUAAUUCUUUCCAAGGCAACCUCUUAAGACAAAGAUGGAGGAAUUCCCACCACCCCGGCUCCAUCCACCCAGGCACCCACUCCUCUGACAGCAAUAAUUCCAACAUGGAGGAUGAGGAGCAGGAGCCUGGCAGGAGGGCAUUCACCUUGCACCUGGGACAGGCCCUCAGGACCAGGCAGCUGGUGAUAGAUUUUGACGGGGAGCGUCCCAUCCCCCGGCUUAGGGAGCCCCUGGACCUGUUUGCCAUCCCCUCCACCCCUUUCCAGGGGGUCCGCUGGCCCAUUGAGUAUGAGGUCUUCAAGGAAGCCAUACACCACAUAGAGUGGGACCCUCCAGACCCAGAGCCGUUCUACCAGCCCACGGGCCAUGAGAGGGCCCCCAUGCCUGUCAGGGAGGAAAAGGGGAACGUAGUUUACUGCAUUGACCCAGGCACAAAGACCUCCUACUUCACCUACUCUCGUGUGGGAGGAAGCCGGGGGCCCAUCAAGAGGUCCACCUCUUGUGCAAUGCAUCAGGACAAGUCCACCCUGGCCUUUGAGUCACGCUUUGAGAGCGGCAACCUGCAGAAGGCAGUUCAAGUCGGUGUCCAUGACUAUGAGCUCACCCUCCGCACCGACAUGUACACCACCAAGCACACACAGUGGUUCUACUUCCGGGUCAGAAACAUGAAGGCGGGGGUCAACUAUCGCUUCACCAUAGUCAACCUGAUGAAGGCUAGCAGCCUGUACUGCCUGGGCAUGAGGCCUCUGCUCUACUCUGAAAGAGCCGCCUGGGAGAAGGGAGAGGGCUGGCGCCGAACUGGCUCCAACAUCAGAUACUACCGCAACCAGCACCACCAGGCUGAGCAGGACAACAACACAACCACCAACACAAAGUCCCUACACUCCCUUACCUGGACCAGCCAGUUCCCCUACGACUUUGACACCUGCUAUUUGGCCCACUGCUACCCCUACACCUACUCCCACCUGCAGCGCUACCUCAGCCGCCUCACCUCCAACUCGGCCACCGGUGCCUACUGCAAGCUGCGGGUGCUGUGCCGCAGCCUGGCCGGCAAUGCUGUGCACGUGCUGACAGUGACAUCACCAGGAGGGGGGUGGAUGGAUAGGAGUGCCAAGCGAGCGGUGGUGGUUACAGCCAGGGUGCACCCCGGGGAGACCAACAGCUCCUGGAUGAUGCAGGGCUUCCUGGACUUCCUGCUGGGAGAGUCAGACGACGCCAGGCUGCUGAGGGAGACUUUUGUGUUUAAGGUGGUGCCCAUGCUGAACCCAGACGGGGUGGUUGUGGGGAACUACCGCUGCUCUCUGGCCGGCAGGGACCUGAACAGGAACUACAAUACCCUGCUGAGGGACUCCUUCCCCUGUGUCUGGCACACCAAGAACAUGGUCAAGAGACUGAUGGCUGAGAGGGACGUGGUGUUGUAUUGUGAUUUCCACGGUCACAGUCGUAAGAACAACGUCUUCAUGUAUGGCUGUACCAACAGCGAUGACGCCACACAACGGCUCCAUGAGAGAGUCUUCCCGCUCAUGAUGAGCAAGAACGCCAAUGACAAGUUCUCGUUCAGGAGCUGUAAGUUCAGGGUUCAUCAGAGUAAAGAGGGAACAGGACGCGUCGUCAUGUGGAGGCUAGGCAUCAAGAACAGCUACACCAUGGAGUCCACCUUCGGAGGCUCCACUCUGGGGAACAGGAAGGGGACCCAUUUCACCACCAGGGACCUGAAGUCUCUGGGGUACUACUUAUGUGACACACUGCUGGACUACUGUGAUCCCGACCCAACCAAGACCAGUCACUGCCUAGCUGAGUUGCGGGCGAUGUUAAGGCAGGAGGUCAGAGAGAGGCUGGGCCGGGAGGUCGACUCUGAUGGAUCUCUCAGCGUCUCCAUUUCUGACAUUGAGUCCAGUACCAGCGGCUCAAACAGCACAGAGUCUGAUGGCCUGCCUGUCCAUCUACUGAACCAAAUUGAUGAGCAGAGCCAAGCGAAGAAAAAGCACCUGAGGAGUGGUAAGGAGAGGAACAGACUGAGACAGGAGAGAGUGAGGAACGUCGACCCAAAGGUCCUCCACAGGAACGUCAAGAACAUAGACCCUGUGCUACCCACUGAGGACAUGGUGAAGGUGAGGAUCCAGGAAAAGACGGUGGCCGUGGUCAGAGAGAAGAAGAAGAGAGAGGUGCCGUUUGUGGUGACAGUGAGCCGUCAGACAGGACGCUCCUGGAUCCCCCAUCCCACCACUCGCAUCGGGGUCAUAGGCCAUGUGACCCUCUGGCAGGAGGAGGAGUCAGAGAAGAAUGAAUACCUGGAUGCUGUAAGGGCUGCAUACCUGAGUACUCAGCCACCUGUCACAGAGGAGCCGGAGGAGGAGCGGCUGCAGUAUUGGAGUCCCCAGCUGCAGUUUGGCUCCUCCCAGGCCCCGCGGCCGGGACCUCAGCGUCACCCCUUAUCUUUUACAGCCGUACAGCAACGCGGCUUCUCUGUGCCUGUGCCCACCUCGAAGAUCAGGGUUCACACCACCCCCAUUCAGCAGCAACCCAUGCCCUUCAGCCCCGAUCACAGAAGCCACGCUGGGAUGAGAGAGAUGUUCGAUCAGUAUGAAUGCUGUUAUUACUCUUGUCUUUCAGAGAGGAUGCCUGCUUUACACACCAGGUCUCCCCCAGUAGUUCCGGGCAUGCAGUGCAGGGUGGUCCCUGAGUUCAUCCCGCCACAAGGCCUGGAGCCCUGCCGCUCUUCCAACGUCUACCCAGCCAAGUCCCACCACCAGUGGCCGCGCCCAGAGAAACAAGGCCACGCAGCCCGGGUCUCCAUACGCUACUACAUGCCAGAGGCUCCAACCUCUAACACAGAUGCCCUGGAGACCCUACGGAGGAGCCCAGAAAGGGACUGCACAGCAGGUGUAUCAGACGCUAUGCCUGUGGGUGAGCAGGACCAGAGUGGACCUCAAGCAGCCUUUGAGAAACCACCGAGUAAACCUGGGACAGACGGUAACUCCUUCCUGCCAGACCUGAGGCACAUAGACUUCAGAGGGAAAAGCCAUGGCCGUAUAUGGGGAGACCAGGCAGGGGCUGGAGUACAGAGGCAGGGCCCCUCAAAGAGAGAGCCACUGAGAGGGGGAGAAGGCAGGCGUGUGUGUGGAGGAGAUGCAGCAGCAAGGCGUGUGAAAAGCAACCACAGGUUGGCCCAACAGACAUUGCAAGAGGAGGAUAAACAGGAAAUGGGCAUUUUACCCCAGAUGUCCUCGACCACCCACACCAAGAUAGAUCAUCCGCCCCGACAGCUAGACAGUCUACGUAGGCUCCAGAAACUCAGCCUGGCCAAUAACUCCAGGUUCCACUCCAGUGGGAGAGGGGCGGAAGCAGGGACAGGGAUGGAUCUGGAGAAGAGGAUGGUCGCCAGACCGUCAGGGUCUGCCCCUCCUCGCAGUACAGCACCUUUGAGCUGAGAACCAGGCAGAGACACACAUUGGCAAAUGUACCAGACAGACUGCUGAUAUGAACCCUGAAGAUGGGCGGAGACUAUAGGGAGUUUCUGCUCUAUUUUGACCACAAAAAGAUGUACAGCACAUUGCCUUUCAGGUGGAUAUYGAAAUUACAUGUAUUUUUGCCUUGAUUGUGUACCUUUCUUAUUUGAUGAGUCUACAUGUCACUUUAAAUCUAACUGAACUGUUUUGCAUACUUUUUAUAAUAUUUUGUAUCCAUUUUUCAUCAUGUAAAUUAUUUAUUUUUCAUUUCUCAAAUUGGGGCAUAAUCAGAUUGAGUCACUCCCAAUGCAGAAGUUAUUUCUGUUAAUCAAGAGACAGCUCAUCAUUGAUCAUAAAGUAUCAUAUAACAUCA